Molecule: messenger RNA, 4534 nt
Organism: Plutella xylostella (diamondback moth)
Lineage: Eukaryota; Metazoa; Arthropoda; Insecta; Lepidoptera; Plutellidae
Gene: Galphaq
Product: G protein alpha q subunit
Biological process (GO): adenylate cyclase-modulating G protein-coupled receptor signaling pathway
Cellular component (GO): heterotrimeric G-protein complex; cytoplasm
Molecular function (GO): GTPase activity; G protein-coupled receptor binding; guanyl nucleotide binding
Source: RefSeq, a predicted model, not a curated record
UAAAUUUUUACCCUCCCAUUUCACACUUCACAGUAUUGUAAUUUUUGCUGACUGAAAUAAUAAACCUGAAUAUUUUUCUCAUUAUUCUACAUUCUGUUCCAUCUUACAAUUUUUAGUAACACUCGAUUUAACGCACGCGCAGAGAACAUCUCCCAAAAUCUCCCAGCGCCAUAUUGAGAGAGGCGGACGUUGUAUGACUUGAGUGAUUACCGUGGUUAGUGCAAUAAAUUGAAGUGAUUCUUUUGAUCCUGCCCUAUGGAUAUACAUUCGGGAGUGGUGUGCCUCGGAGUAUAGGCCUGCCGCCAGGACACGGCUCCGCGCGUGGACGGGUCGCGGCCCCCGCUCUGACCAACCAUGGAGUGUUGCAUGUCAGAAGAGGCCAAGGAACAGAAAAGAAUCAACCAGGAAAUAGAGCGGCAAAUCCGCAAGGACAAGCGGGAUGCACGGAGAGAACUCAAGCUUCUUCUACUCGGCACGGGAGAGUCGGGCAAGUCGACGUUCAUCAAGCAGAUGAGAAUCAUCCACGGCUCCGGCUACAGCGAAGAUGACAAGCGGGGUUUCAUCAAGCUCGUCUACCAGAACAUCUUUAUGGCCAUGCAGAGUAUGAUACGCGCUAUGGAUCUACUCAAUAUAGCGUAUGGGAAUCCGUCCAAUAAUGAAAAGGCGGAGCUGAUAUCAUCGAUCGACUUCGAGAGCGUGACGACGUUCGAGAGUCCGUACGUGGAGGCCAUCAAGGGGCUGUGGGCGGAUUCCGGCAUCCAGGAGUGCUACGACCGCCGGCGGGAGUACCAGCUCACCGACUCGGCUAAAUAUUACUUAAGCGAUCUGGCGCGUAUUGAAGCGGCGGACUACCUGCCUACCGAGCAGGAUAUCCUGCGAGCUCGACAGCCGACUACGGGCAUCAUCGAGUACCCGUUCGAUCUGGACGGCAUCAUUUUCAGGAUGGUGGACGUCGGAGGGCAGAGGUCCGAAAGAAGGAAGUGGAUCCACUGUUUCGAAAAUGUCACAUCCAUCAUAUUCUUAGUAGCGCUUAGUGAAUAUGAUCAAAUUUUAUUCGAGUCAGAAAAUGAGAACCGGAUGGAAGAGUCGAAGGCACUGUUCAAGACGAUCAUCACAUACCCCUGGUUCCAGCAUUCUUCUGUUAUUUUGUUCCUAAACAAGAAGGAUCUUUUGGAAGAAAAGAUCAUGUAUUCACAUCUGGUCGACUAUUUUCCGGAGUAUGAUGGUCCGCAGCGCGACGCGAACACAGCGCGUGAGUUCAUACUGCGGAUGUUCGUCGACCUCAACCCCGACGCCGAGAAGAUCAUCUACUCGCAUUUCACUUGCGCGACAGACACGGAGAACAUUCGGUUCGUGUUUGCGGCAGUCAAAGACACGAUCCUACAAUCCAACCUCAAAGAGUACAACCUCGUCUAAGCACCGACGUGGUCACAAAUCUGUGAUUGUGUAUAACACACUAUAAUAAACAUCAUCAUUUCACUGCAGAAUGUGAACAUUCACGAACUGAGAAUCCAAAACACGAACUUAUUUCAAACUUAAAAUGUUUACAUGAGACAUAAGGAUAGAUUUUAAGUCAUUUAACCUAAAACUAGUAACUUCGCAGUGUAGAGGGCGCCACUCGGCCCCUGUACACUACGGAGGCGAUCGGCCCACUCGGGGACGUUGGGCCCUUUCUGGGGACGUUUGGCCCGCUUUGGGGACGUUGGCCCCACUUUGGGGGCGUUUGCCCCACUUUGGGGACGUUUGGCUCUCCUCGGGCUGUUGGCACAAUCUUCAGACUCGAAACAUUUUUUGACAUGUUUUUUUAUGAUGGAAUUAUUCACGAUUUAUGUAUGUCUGUAUCGGUGAAUAUUAAAUUAAAUUAUGCAUUUUAAAGUUAUGGUGAGUCUUGGCCUUACCGUGAGCCGUUUUAGUCAUUGAUUUAGGUUUUUUGUAAAGUUUGUUGCCAUAAUAACUUUCUACAUUAGUAUACACAAUGAUGUCCAGAGCAUGGAUUUGAACAAACUAGUCCGAGGCCGCUCGGCUUGGAGACAACUCCUAACCUAUAUAUAUAUUAUAUAUCACUAUAGAUACCGUUUUUUCUGUUAGCUUGGGAGAUUUAUCAAAUUAAUUAUUGUAUUUUUAUUAAAUGAAUGCGUUACUUUUGUACAUUGGAAUUUUGUUACUUGAAUAUACGUUAUUAUUUAAGCUGUUUAUAUUUAAAUGAUGGUGUUUUCUACACGAAAUUGACUUUUCGCGAAUGAUUUAAUUUUACACUUAGGCUUUGUGUCCGCAGUGGUCUGGUGUAAUAUGUUUUUCUUCCUAAUGUUAUCCGUAAUAAGAAUUAAUUCCAAUCAGCUAGGCGUAUGUGGAGUUAGGAGUUACUACGUUAGUUGUUUAAGGAAAUUUUUUGAUGCAUUUGAUAUAAACUAUUUUUACUAGAACACACAAAUGUUCAAUAAUGCGAAACGUGAAUUGUAAAAACGGUCACUGAUGUUGUUGCACAAGCUUAUACCAUGUAAUGUAAUAUAUUGUACAUUUGGUCUAAAUGUGCCGCGUGAACUGAGCGGACAGGCCGUGCCAAGUUUUGCUAUUGGCAUAUUUAUUAUUAAAUCUAAUGUCUAGCACAAAUCUAUAUUUUUAUUUUAUUUAUUUUUGUAUGGUUCGCUCAACAUUGAUGCAUGCUCCGAGCGGAGAGCCGGCAGGGGGCUGCAGUGUCAGAGGCUCCAUUAUUCCGAGGGUUUUGCAGAUAAAAGUUUUUCUUUUGUAUAAAUGGGCUGUUUAAAAACGCAUUUCAUUAAACACAACUGCACUCUGUAAGUAAACUCGCUAGUAAGGUCAUAGAAACGACUGAUAGCAAAGAAACCUAUUUGCAAGACGUUACAUUCUAACUACAUAAUGUUUAAGUGGAAGCAUGCUUCUGAGGUCCCUUAUUAGCUGUAUUGUACUUGAGGCAUUUAUGAGUAACCGCUAGGCCAGUAGGACGCCCCCUCCAGACUAUCCCUAGGACAUUGAUCAGAGGCGGCCUGUAUACAUAUUUUAAUUGUUUUCCAUAUUUUAGACUAUGUUAUUACGCUAUGCUUAGUUUAAAUGUGUUGCUUUGUGUUUUAAUGAGUUAUUUAUGUAUAGUAAGAAACAGAGUUUCUAUUUUGAAGAUGUAUAACUUUUAAAUGUAUUAACUUAUUCGUUGUUGUGUCAUAAUUUUGUACUCUUGUAAGCAUUUGUUUACGGUUAAGCACACAGUGACCUCCGACAGUGUCAAUAGCAAAACUGUAUGAUCCAAUUGAGAUACAGCUGUCUAUAAUGCUCAAGAAUAUGUGAAAGUGAAACUUAGCGCACAAUAUUGGAAACUAUUGAUUUACCGCAGAAGUGCAACCUCCACGCCUGUGCUACAGUCUAACCGACGCGAGAGCGGACGUCGAGGCACUGUAAUUAAGUCUAGUUGUAAUUGUAUCAAAAUCUUUUUGUAAGUCAAUACCAAAAAUAUACCUAAUUGUGUAUGAGAGCGGACGCGCCUUCCCCCGCGCGCCCGAUGACUCCACUUAGAUUGUAAUCUAAUUACAUACGAUUGUACAAAAACAUUUUGUUUUUCUAUUAUAUAAUUCGCGAACAAACGUGCAAUAUAAGUGUAUCGGACAUGUUUUAUGUACAAACUGCCCAUUUAACUUAGUAUUUUUUACACAUUGAAUAUACAUAAUUCUAAAUCUUACCGCGCGUCAAGACGACGGAAUCGGUCGCUUCGUGCCGCAACGGCCGAACAACAAAAAGUAUAUUUUUGUUCUUUAACAUCUUAUCUUUCGAUUUGGUCGUCUUCCCGCCAUCGUGAGGAAGGAAGCUGGUGUCGUAGUAAUUAUUUGAUAAUUGUGUCGGGUGCGUGAUAGACAAGACGUUUGAAAGGCUCACAUCAUUAUCAGUACAUAAAAUGAUACGCGGCUUAUUACCAUUCCCCUAUUCGAAAACUGCCUAAUCGAUUUAACUGACAAAAGCUAUGAGUACACUGCCACUUCGCUUACAGGGCUACGCUACGCUACUGGGGCCCUCAAAAUCUUCCAUUCGCAUCUCUUCCUCACUAAAUUAUUUUAUCUUCUUAUUUAUUAACACUCUUACUUAUUUCGUAGCUAAAGCUCUACCACCCUGACUAUGUGCCAUAAGCACUCGCUCCUACAAAACAACGCUGUUCAAUCACCUUUCCAGUCUUAGUGCGUGACGUAGGCAUAACCAUUGACCAAUGAUAUCGCACAAAGUAUUGGCAGCUGUAUAAGUUAGCGUUUUAGUUGAGAUUCCAUCGAGCACAGUUUGUUUUGCAUUUUGUUUGGACAUUUCGCCUCGGCGUCUUGGCUCCGCCCCCUCCACCCCCGCGCCCCGCGGCACCCCGGGACCCGCGACACACGGGCGUGUGAUGAACACAAUAUUGCUAUACUAUAUUAUAGUCUAACGUUGCUUUACCUUUUGCGUGAGAUUGUGAGAAUUUUAGCUUAAGUUCCGACUGACGACGGAUGCCUGUAUGAAAUAUUGUAAAUUAUAAUUUCUCAUAAAAUAUAAUUUUUUUCAGCUA